AUAAAGUAACGGUUUUGUGGCGCAUGCGUGCGAGCAGCUUCCUCGGUAAACUCAGGUCACAAGAGACAUUCCGGUGGUCGGUCGGUGGUUCGGGAUUGUUAGAAAAUUUCAGUCGUUUAUUUUGGCCAGAAACAAAGUUAUUGAACAUCAAACUGGCUCAUCAGUUUUGGUUCUCAUUUCCUCCGCCAGGGGCGUCUGGUGGGAGCUCUUCAAGGCAAGCCGAUGAGGAGAAAGCAAAGGAGCGACAGAAAAAUGAUUCCGCGGAUAGGGAACAACACCACAAGCAGCAGAAGCUCGACGCCGCCAACUGCAAGCGCGAGGCACGGGAAAUAAGGCAGCUCGACAACGAACUGUUGAAUCAGCGCCGGGCCCAAGAAAGGGAACGACAGGCACAGCUCGGUUCGGAGCGACAGGCGGCAGCACUGGCUACUGGUACGACGGCGACUGUGCCUGUCGGUACUACAUCACCACCACCGUUGUCGACCGGUUCGGGUGACAGGACGUUCCGCCAGGCCGAGCCGUUCUAUGCGGAAGGCAGCAUUUCGACGACACCUGGCCGGACGCCACCGAACACAAUAGCGGAGGAGAAGUCUCCCGUGCUGCUGGCGGGCGUAAAAACUCCCCUGCUCGAGGACACGUCGUUCGGUGGCACCAACACAACUCUCAUGGAAACUUUGCAAACCAGUGCCGCAGCGGUAACACCGAAGGAGGAAGAGCAGCGCAGUGCAGCAGGCGUGCUCGCGGCAGCUUUGCAAAAAGUGCCACAGGAAAAAGGGCUUCCUGAAACAUCGCACCUGCAAGACUUUCCCAAGGGUCGCCAGGACUCAACUGAAAGCGAAAUUUCGACAAUAUACUCUCAGUCACAAUCGGAUGCCUGCCACAAGAUGAUGUGCCGAGCUCCUAUAGCUUCACUGGAUUGCAUGGAGGAAUUUAGUGGCACGACUGCUCAGCUUGAUUUUGGUCGUUCCACAAGUUUGGGGUCGAAUCCGGCCAUCCAGAUACGCAGCAAUGCGACCACAACGCCUGGCUUGCGCUACAAAAAUCUCGGCAAGAGUGGCCUGCGUGUGUCGAACGUUGGUCUCGGCACAUGGCCCAUUUUCUCGCCGGGCGUUUCAGAGGAGCAGGCGGAAGCCAUCCUGCGUCUGGCCGUCGAUAGCGGCAUCAACCUGUUCGACCUUUCCGAAGCGCACUCAGGUACACGUGCGGAAAUAGAGCUGGGCAAGAUCAUUCAAAAGGCAGGAUGGAAACGGACCAGCUUCGUCAUAACAACCAAAAUUUAUUGGAGCACAAAAUCCGAAGAGCGCGGAUUAUCGAGAAAACACAUCAUUGAAAGUGUCCAAGCGAGCCUGCAAAGGUUGCAGCUGCCGUACAUCGACGUCAUACUGGUGCACAAGGCGGACUCGAUGUGUCCGAUGGAAGAAAUUGUGCGAGCAAUGAAUUACGUCAUAUCGCAGGGAUGGUCAAUGUACUGGGGAACGGCGCGCUGGUCACCGGUGGAGAUCAUGGAGGCCUACACCAACUGCCGUCAGUUUAACUGCGUAACGCCUAUCGUGGAACAGUCGGAGUAUCAUAUGUUCUGCCGGGAAAAGGCGGAACUCUACCUGCCGGAGAUGUACAACAAGAUCGGGGUCGGUUUUAUGGCUUGGGGUCCACUGUCCAUGUAUUUGGGCGAUGCCCAGAAUGGCGAGAAGCUCUGGAUACCGAAGGGAUCGUUGAAGAGCAAGAGCCAAAGCUACUCCUGGAUUGAGGACGAAGUAAACAAAGAAGUAAGUGAACGAUCCGCGACCAGACCGCACUGUAGCGUACAUAUCUGUGUUCUUUUCUUUCUAUUUCUUCUCCAUCUGGCGGUAAUGUUGCAUUUGCGCAAGGAUCUGCAGGACGAAGCACGCAGGCUGUACGACAAGGCGCGUGACAUUAGCAAUCUGGCGGAAAAGCUGGGCUGCAAUGCGGUACAGCUGUCCAUUGCGUGGUCGCUCAAGCAUGAACCGGUACAGUGUUUGCUGCUCGGUGCAACUUCACCCGAACAGCUGCACCAAAGCCUGCAAGCGCUACAGUUACUGCCACGGCUAUCGACCGGUGUGAUGCUGGAGAUAGAACGCAUCCUCGAAAACAAACCGGUGCGUCCACCGCCGAUAUCUACGCUUGCGCUUCGGUGACAAUCAGCCUGCCCCCCGGGGCCUCCUAGCGAAAGCGGAGUUCCGUGUGGGGCAGAAUCGCCUAAAGAGGAAGACAUUAGCAUGGGUGAGGAGCAGAAAGAAUCGCAAAAGAUUAGCUUCUGCGAAAUUCAGUGACAAAACGAGAAUUUAGUAACCAGUAACCAAUUUGUAAACGUCGUCACUAGUGUUACGGAACGUAGCUCAACACUAACGCUUCAAGACCGCUGCCAAACACCAGCAGCACAGCAGCAACAGCAGCAGCAGCAGCAGCACCAGCAAACGCAUCAACAGCGCCGGUUGUCCGGCUAUCCGCAGCAGCCGCACCAGCCACAGCCUCAGCAGCAUCAGCAGUAUCAGCAGCGUCAGCAGUGCAAUAAUCAACAGCAGCGAAUGCAAAAGCAGCUUGUAAGGCAUCCGAAGCUUUGGAAGCAGCGGCAUGACCGAAGCGUGCUGAAGCCGAGCCUGCUAAGCCUGGAGUCGCUGAGCGUUAGCUUGGAGAGUCUGUUUUACGAGCAGAACGGUUUAGAUAGCAAAUUUAACAAUUCCUCCACGGCAACCGGUACGAUGCAAUCGACAAGCAGUACGGUUAGCACUACCAGCGAAGCUACUGGGCUGGCUGAGGACAAGCAGCAGGCACGCCAAUUAGUAGACUGCUUGAAGUCAAUUGACAACACGUUGAUGGGUGAGAAACGGAUUAGGUAUAAGAUUUCGUACAGCUUCAAAUCGCUGGACAGCAAUUGCAAGUCGUUGUUCAACAUUCUGCGCGGCAAAGGUAGCGCCAACGGGGUAGCACCUGCUAAACAGGCACCGUUGCCGGAAGAUUGUAAGCAGCCGACGCCAUCCUCCAACGCUCUCGUGACUGCACGGCACGUACACCAGAAUGGGUUUCGAAUGCUGUUUAACCGUAAGCUGUUGAGUGAUCGCAGGGACAGUGUCCUCCUUACACCCUGCGUUGACGUGAUCGAGAAGUAGAAGUGGAUGCACAAGGGUACACUGAGUCAUGAGGGUCUUCCACUGUUCAGCACCCACAUGACUGGCUCAAUCUUCAAAGCAAUCGACGUUUGCAGAACGUUUCCCGAAAUCGGGGAAAAGCAACCAGGUGGCUGGUUAUGUGAAGCUACA
Molecule: messenger RNA, 3278 nt
Organism: Anopheles gambiae (African malaria mosquito)
Lineage: Eukaryota; Metazoa; Arthropoda; Insecta; Diptera; Culicidae
Gene: Hk
Exons: 12
Coding region: 24-2156 (710 amino acids)
Biological process (GO): regulation of potassium ion transmembrane transport; potassium ion transport
Cellular component (GO): voltage-gated potassium channel complex; cytoplasm
Molecular function (GO): transmembrane transporter binding; voltage-gated potassium channel activity; potassium channel regulator activity
Source: RefSeq, a predicted model, not a curated record